This is a messenger RNA of Clonostachys byssicola, 1647 nucleotides long. Lineage: Eukaryota; Fungi; Ascomycota; Sordariomycetes; Hypocreales; Bionectriaceae. The record is from the annotation of a GenBank genome assembly.
AUGAAGAGCCUUGUGGACCAGGAUCAGACAGAGGGUGCUUUCAGCGAAGAAGAUGCAUCUGAUGAUUUCUCACGCUAUCAACCAACGAUGGCCACUGAUUUUCCUACCCUCGACCCGAUCACGGCAUUCAAGUUGUGGCAGAUAUAUCUCGAGCGCGUAAAUCCACUGCUCAAGAUAAUACAUGCUCCCACCGCUCAAUCCUUGAUUGUCUCUGCAACAGCCGACAUCAAAUUGGCUCCGCUGGAUCAACAAGCACUGGUGUACAGUAUUUUCGGGCUGGCUGUAUCAGCGCUGAGAAGUGACGAAAUCACGGACAUACUGGGUGCGGGAAAACAGCGAGAGGACUUCCUCCAAGAAGUUCUUACCGCAGUCAGCGUUUCCCUGGCGCAUUUUGGCUCCUUUGGCCGGUACAACAUGGCUGUCGUGCAAGCCCUGAUACAUGCCUCUAUCAUUCUCAUGGGCCAAUGCAACAAACAUGCCGCAUGGGUUCUAUUGGGUGCACUGGUGCGGAUUGCCAUGAGCAUGGGCUAUCAUCGUGAUGGCACACAUCUGUCACUUUCGCCCUUUGAAACAGAAAUGCGCCGGCGCAUUUGGUGGCAGAUUGUCUUUUACGACAUCAAACUAGGCGUCGACUCUGGUUUAACCAACAGCUCCGUGCCCGAGCAUUUUGACACCAAACGUCCUCUCAACCUCAAUGAUGCAGACCUGUUCCCCGAUGCCACAGAAACGCUGGCGCACAAAGAGGGACCUACGGAGAUGGCGUUUGCCCUUGUCAUGACUCGGGUAGCAGCGUAUCUACUCGACAAGAAGGCUCGUCGGGCUAUGGAGGCGAACAUUCUUGGCCAUGGCGGAGGCAUGCAUGCUUCCUUCUUGGAUCAUAAUCGGCUUCUCGUUCAACAGCUUGACGCUGACCUUGCGGAAAUCGAAAGAAGGUUCAUCUCAUCCGCUCCAAGUAAAAUCCACGCGGCAGCCUUAGGGAUUCGCCCGCAUCUCAUCAAACGACUGUACGAUAUGGCGCAUCCCAUGCAAGAAUUAUCAGAUUUGGGUGCUGGCGUUUCAUCUUCUCGUGACAGCCUCUUCAAACUCAUUCUCUCCAGCUGCGAAAACGCGACCAACUCGUAUGAGUCGAUGGAUCGAUGGGGCUUUGCGUGGUAUGUCAGGUUGCAUUUCAACUUUGAUAUCCUCGCCUCUCUCGCCACAUUUUUAUACCAUAGUCCCACGAAUGCCUUGGCCGAUCGUGGCUGGGCCGUUCUCGAGUCCCUUUACGCCAGGCACUCCCUGCUAGACACUCAUAGGCCGAAUGCCGCCGUCACUCCGUCGCAAUUCAUCCUAAAGGCCUUUGGCGAGCGGGAGCGUGUCUUCGCCGAAAUGGGACACAUUGUCGAGGUUCCCGAACUCAUUGCCGCUCUCCGGCAGAUGACUCAACUCCACACUGUGACUCCUCCAGCUCCAACCAAUGCUAACCCUUGGACUGCUUUCGAGGCGACUUCGGGCGACUUUAUGCACGUCGAUGGCAUGCAGAGGUCGGAAAGCUUCAUGCCGCAGGCCGAAGCAGGCGAAGGGCUCAGUGAGAGGUACGAAUUCUGGCCUGGGGGUUUGUGGAAUGCGGAUUGGGGACAAGGCUAUGGAGAACCGACUUCGGAUUGA